AUGGGUGGGAUCACUCAACAAAAGGCGAACGCCGGAGCUGCCGUUCGAAAGCUGGCAACGGAUCGUGAGAUUGAAGGUUUGACUUCGAAAUUACGACGAUUAUCACUUGAUGACCCUGAAUCUGAGAGAGCCGCCCUCGUUCAGAGCAUUUCAAGCAAAAUUCGAUCUGCCCGCCGAUCAGCUCGACGCUCACUGGGUUCUUUCCCUACAUGCCACGUUGAGAAGGAUGAUUUAGUACGCAUCAAAGAAGCAUUGUUUCAAGCUCAUCUCACGUCAGACGAAUCUGCGCUAAGCGUCAAUCAAACAGAAAAAAAACUCGAAGAUCUCGUUGCAAGAAUUGAUGAGAAUGAACUUGCUCAAUUUUGCUCUCGGGCUGGUUUGCCGCUAGAACUUGCAGAUGUUGGUGGAAAAGAUUAUGCGUUCGACAUUAUCAACUAUUCUCUUCACAACCAGAUGCCAUGCGAAAAUGUUGCUUCUCAAUUUCCUGAGAUUAAACGAGCUCGAAUGGUUGAUUGGAUUUUCUGUAUCUCCCGUGUGGUCAGGGUACCAGAUGAAUCGUAUUUUUUGGCAGUACAUCUGCUAGAUAAAGCACUACUGGUUGACAAAAACAUUUCUGAAAUGUCAGAUGUGGAAAACCGCGUUGUUAUGUUGGCAGCAGUGAGGCUUGCUGGAAGAGUCGAAUUCGGCCCUGAAUAUGAAAAUGAAAUGUGCAGUCGUCUUAAGUCGGUUGUUUGCAAUCUUAAACUACAGUGUGAAGAGGACAAAAUUAAACAAUGGGAAUCUCAGCUUUUGAAUUUUUUUGACUUUGGCAUUUCACGCAAACACUUGUUGCAUUUUCUCCGUAUGUUUUGGUUAUUGAUGGGUGAUUUCAUGAGUGGAACUGAGAAAAAAAAGAAUGGGCCACGCAAGCCUUCACUUGUUGCUGCCGCCAUUAUGCGGAUAGGACUUCACCUAUUUUUUAAUCGUGGUCAACUUCCGGAGGAUAAAUUUCCCCGAGUCAUCUCGAGCCUUCUACACAAAGAAAGUGAAUACGUGCCGAUCGCCACAAAUCUUUUAAAUUGGGUUUUGUCUUCUCGAACAUACAUUCCAACGAUCACUCGUGUGUUUGAAGCCGAUCAAUAUCAUCCCAGUAAACAAGAGCUAGAAACUAUUGCCUGUGAAUUAAAGAACUUCGAUAAGUAUUGUCGUAGAGGC
Messenger RNA from Mesorhabditis belari, 1194 nucleotides. The record is from the annotation of a GenBank genome assembly. Lineage: Eukaryota; Metazoa; Nematoda; Chromadorea; Rhabditida; Rhabditidae.